AAUUACUUACUAUAUAGAUUUUUUAGAACUAGAAAAUCGAGUUUAAACUCGGCUAUUAUUAGUUAUUUUAGUUUGAAUAUCUAUAUCUUUAGGCUUUCUACUAUUAGUAAAGCUAGCCUAAAGAGCCUAUUUAAUAAGCUUCCAAGUUACUAUAUUAUUCUUUUAAAAGAUAUUAAUACUAUUAGUUCGAAUCGAGAUACUAAAACCGAGAACUCUUAUUAG
This is a messenger RNA of Hyaloscypha bicolor E, 222 nucleotides long. RefSeq lists its product as uncharacterized. The record is from RefSeq and is a predicted model, not a curated record. NCBI's taxonomy places the organism in Eukaryota, Fungi, Ascomycota, Leotiomycetes, Helotiales, Hyaloscyphaceae. The transcript has a single exon. The annotation marks the transcript as partial.